Molecule: messenger RNA, 2496 nt
Organism: Mus caroli (Ryukyu mouse)
Lineage: Eukaryota; Metazoa; Chordata; Mammalia; Rodentia; Muridae
Gene: Anks3
Product: ankyrin repeat and sterile alpha motif domain containing 3
Cellular component (GO): cilium
Molecular function (GO): protein binding
Source: RefSeq, a predicted model, not a curated record
AGGAUUGGCUCCUGAGCGAAUGGGCCGGUAUCUGCCAUCUCAUGGGCUGCUGUGGCGUGUCAAUAACAGAACGUCCGUCACCUUCCCCGGAUGCUCUGCGCCGUGCGAGGAUUACUUCCGGGGUGGGCCGGGCGCAGGGCAGUCGGAAGCCAUGUCUGAGCUCAGCGAUGAAGCCAGCGAGCCGGAGCUCCUGAAGCGCAGCCUGUCCAUGUGGCACGGGCUUGGUGCCCAGGGCAGCCCAGAGGAGCUGGAUGUCCCUUUGGAUCUUCACACAGCUGCCUCCAUUGGCCAGCAUGAGGUGGUGAAGGAGUGUGUGCAGCGGAGAGAGUUAGAUUUGAAUAAGAAGAAUGGUGGUGGUUGGACAGCGCUGAUGUAUGCCUCCUACAUUGGACACGAUACCAUUGUUCACUUGCUGCUUGAGGCAGGCGUGAGUGUGAAUGUGCCAACCCCGGAAGGACAGACUCCCCUGAUGUUGGCCUCCAGCUGUGGCAACGAGAGCAUUGCCUACUUUCUGCUCCAGCAAGGUGCAGAGCUUGAGAUGAAAGACAUCCAGGGCUGGACUGCACUCUUCCACUGUACCAGCGCCGGCCACCAACAGAUGGUCAAAUUUCUUCUGGAGAGUGGAGCCAAUGCCAACGUGAGGGAGCCUGUAUAUGGAUACACUCCUUUGAUGGAAGCAGCUGCCUCUGGCCAUGAGAUAAUUGUGCAGUAUUUUCUGAAUCACGGAGUCAAAGUGGACACAAGAGACCACAAUGGAGCCACAGCCUGCAUGUUAGCCAGGCAGUAUGGUCACAUGAAGAUUGUAGCCUUGAUGGAAACUCACUCACCUGUACUGCCCAAGAGCCUCUACCGUAGCCCAGAAAAAUAUGAAGAUCUGAGCUCUUCAGAUGAGUCCUGGCCUGUUCCUCAGCGCCAGAGGCCCUGCCGAAAAAAGGGCCUCAGUAUCCAUGAGGGGCCGCGUGCCCUGGCCAAGAUCACAGCUAUUGGACUCGGAGGCAAGACGCAGACCACCUAUGAGCAAGUUCCUCCACGGGGCUAUGUGACCUUCACCAGCAGUAAUGAGAAUACCAUGGAAAGCGAGGGCCUCUGCUACCGAGAUGUCACUUCCCCCAUCAAUGAACAGGAUGUGGAGAGCAGUAGCAGCAGCAGCCGAGAGGAACCCACUUUCUGUGCCAGUCUUGGGCCUGUGUGGAGGAGCAGCAGCAGUGAUGGUCUAGCAAGAGCCCAGGGUCUCAGCAGUGAAGCCUCCAUAGAAAGCAAUGAGGAUUCUGAUCAUGCCCGGAAAAGCUCGGUUCGAAAACAAACCAGGAGUUAUUUGAAGAAUAAGAGUCGUCACGGCAACAGUGAUGGUCAUUGGCCUUCCAGCACAGGGACUGCUUCCACUCCAGGGUCUGAACCCCAAACUGAGAAGUCUCCUUACUCAGGACCUCAGGACCUUGCCACACUGCUGGAACAGAUCGGGUGUCUGAAGUACCUGCAAUUGUUCGAGGAGCAGGACAUAGACCUGCGUAUCUUUCUGACUCUCACUGAAAGCGACUUGAAGGAAAUUGGCAUCACGUUGUUUGGGCCUAAAAGGAAAAUGACCUCUGCCAUUGCCCGCUGGCACAGCAGUGCCCGCCCACCUAGUGAUGCCCUAGAGCUGGCCUAUGCUGACCGGCUGGAGACCGAGAUGCAGGAGCUUGCCAUCCAGUUGCAUAAAUGCUGUGAGGAGGCAGAGGCUCUACGUGGCCAGGUAUCCCAGGAGCAGGAAUUGCGGGCUGUAGUAGAGAGCUGCCUCCUGGAGCAGGAUAGUGCCCGAAAGGACAUCCAUGCCCAGCUGCAGGAGGCCCAAACCCUGGCCCAGGAUGCUGCCCUUGUCCUGGACCAGCUGCGGGCCUGUCAAGCUGAGCUGUCAGCUCGAGUGCGGCAGCACCACUCCCCCAGGGAAGGUACUUCAAACCCACGCUUCCUCUCAGCAGAUUCCAAAGGCUGGCCUAUUCCCCUGCAGGCCUUGAGCCUCCCUGAGUUGUCAGGAGCCCUGGAAGACCGUGUCCAUGAGAUGGGGCAGGCAUUAUGCUCUGUAAUACAGAGCUUGGAGAAACUACAGAUGCUGAAUGGAAAGAAAUGGCGGGAACCGUAGCCAGGAGGGACGAUUCUGACGUUGGGUGAUGAAUCCACCCUGAAGUUAUGUGCCACGAAAGACAGGGCAGUGAGCAGAUGGCUGCGGCAGCCCAGGGAAUAGAAGACCAUUCCAGGGAGCAGCUUAUGGACAGGAGGACAGGACUUCGGUCCCCACUAGGGCAGCUUGGGCCAGCCCUGAGACAGGAUGAAGGGCUUAGCACCCAGAUCCUGGUGGAGAGGCCCAUGCUGGUAGGCAGCUUUGGCCCAGACCAGGCAGGGCUGUAUGGAGAGGUUGUGUCCUGCCCGUGCAGGUGCCAUACUGAGGUCUGAUCUUACAGGCAAGGUCUGGGGUGCCUAGAAAAUGUACUCUUUGAAAAUAAAAAUUAGAUGCAAGUU